AUGCACAAACCACUGAGCCACAUGAAUCACUUCUUUCUCUUUCUCCUCUUUUCAUCUCUCAGUGUAAUUAGAGUUAUUGACAGCGCGAGAGAGAAAAGCGAAAACCCAUUCACACCAAAGGGUUUCUUGAUUCGUUACUGGGAAAACAAGAUAAGCAACAAGAAGUUGCCAAUACCACAGUUUCUUCUCUCCAAGGCAUCGCCACUGAGCGCGGUGGAAUGCGCCACCUUUUCCAAACUCGCAGCCAACCACACCCUCUCCACGCGCCUCACACGCUUCUGCAUCUCCGCACACUUGCUCUGUUCCCUCCAUGACAGCGAUGAUAUCCUCUUGGCCAAUCACACAAACAAAGACGCCAACUUCGCCGUCUACAACAACAAAAACUUCACCAACUACGGAACGGGUCGACUCGGUGGACUCGACUCGUUCAAGAACUACUCAGACAACGCGCGCGUGAACAUUCCCAUCAACGAUUUCCGUCAAUACAGCCGAAACUCCACCGAUCACAACGACGAUUUCUUCAGUUACGGUUCCUUCGGCAACUUCAUUGAAGACAGCUUCCACAACUACUCCGCCGGAUCCACCGCCGGAGCCUCCAACUUCAACAACUACGCCGAGCCAACCAACGGCGACAACAAACUCAGAUUCAGCUCGUACUCCGACGCCGCCAAGGGAAGAAGCCAAUCCUUCACUAGAUACUCCGAGAACGGAAACAGCGGAGACCAAGCAUUCACCGGCUACGGGCAACGCGGGAACGACGCCAAGAACUCAUUCGAAAGCUACGGCACAAGCUCAAACCCCGUUGUUACCGGAUUCUCCCGUUACGGGAAAGAUGGUGUUAAAGCCAACGACACCUUUAAGAACUACGCGAACCACGGGAACGGUCCAACGAACACGUUCAAGACCUACGGUGACGGUGGCAGCGAGGCCAUUGAUAGGUUCGAUACUUACAGAGUUGAAUCCAACGCUGGCAGUGACGCGUUCCAGAACUAUGCUAAAGGAUCGAACGGUGCAAAUGUGGAUUUCACAGGGUAUGAUCAAUCAGAUAACAGUAACUCAGACAAAUUCACUGGAUAUGGAAACGGUGCAGAGAGACACAGAGUAGGGUUCGCCAGCUACCGUAUCAACUCCACUUUUGCAGAGUAUGCGAAGGAAGGGGUUACGUUUUCAAGGUACAAUAAUCUGAGCGACAGUGGCAGUAUGGUAAAAAAGCGAGUUGAGGAGGGUAAGUUCUUUCGAGAGUCUAUGCUGAAACAAGGGACGGUGAUGGCUAUGCCGGAUAUUAGAGAUAAAAUGCCUGAAAGGUCCUUUUUACCCCGGGCUGUUCUGUCUAAAUUACCGUUCACGGUUUCUGAGGUGAACCGGGUUUUCAAGGUGGGUGCUGGUUCGAGCCUGGAGAAGAUUGUUAAGGAGUCGGUGGGUGAGUGCGAGAGUGAACCGAGCCAGGGUGAAACCAAGCGGUGCGUGGGGUCCAUUGAGGACAUGGUGGAUUUCGCCACAGGGGUGUUGGGUCCCAACGUUGCGGUUCGGACCACAGAGAAUGUGAAUGGAUCGAAGGGGAAUGUGAUGGUUGGUUUGGUGAAUGGAAUCAACGGUGGCAGAGUUACUGAAUCUGUUUCUUGUCAUCAGAGCUUGUUCCCUUAUUUGCUUUAUUAUUGCCAUUCGGUUCCAAAGGUUCGGGUCUAUGAAGCGGAUUUGUUGGAUCCGAAUAGCAAGGCCAAGAUCAACCAUGGUGUUGCCAUAUGUCAUUUGGACACAUCUUCUUGGAGCCCGUCUCACGGAGCUUUCUUGGCCCUCGGGUCGGGUCCGGGCCGAAUUGAGGUAUGUCAUUGGAUCUUUGAAAAUGACAUGACCUGGACCAUUGCAGAUUAG
Gastrolobium bilobum is the source of this 1872-nucleotide messenger RNA. Its product is annotated as polygalacturonase 1 beta-like protein 2. Bases 1 to 1872 code for a protein of 623 amino acids. NCBI's taxonomy places the organism in Eukaryota, Viridiplantae, Streptophyta, Magnoliopsida, Fabales, Fabaceae. The record is from RefSeq and is a predicted model, not a curated record. The transcript is spliced from 2 exons.